Messenger RNA from Stylophora pistillata, 1326 nucleotides. RefSeq lists its product as uncharacterized. Gene Ontology annotation, cellular component: axoneme. Gene Ontology annotation, biological process: intraciliary transport. The record is from RefSeq and is a predicted model, not a curated record. NCBI's taxonomy places the organism in Eukaryota, Metazoa, Cnidaria, Anthozoa, Scleractinia, Pocilloporidae.
UCUACUUCAAAUUGAACACAUUGAAAAUACAAGUUAGCGAUUGGUGGAAUUCUAUGGAAAACUAAGUCUUUCAGCUCUCUGUUUAUGAUUUUCAUUCAUUUGAAAGAAAAGGAAGCUUCUGAAAAUAAUUUUCACAGUGAAGGUGACUGCGAAAUCGAAAGUGUUGGAGCAUCAGCUAAUAUUACUUCGGAGCCCUCCUUGAAGGAAGAAGAGGAGAGGUGUUAAAGAGGCCCAAUUAUCAGAAUAACCUGGCGGGCGUCUGAUUGGACCAUAGUCCGUUGUCGUGGGCCAGUUUACAAACUGUUCGAACAUGCUGAAUCAGCCCUCUGACACAGAGUGUUCAGUUUAUUAUUGCCACCCAGACAAAAGCCCAAGCAGUGAUGGAAAAAACAGAUCUACAACCUCCUCAACUGAAAAAUUCAGCAGUAAAAGUCUACUUUCACCUUAGUAGAUAAACAAACUUGUGGCUUACCAUAUUUAGUAGAGGGGACCUAACUAUGGGCUUACCAAACAAGAAACCAGGUGGAAGAGCAAAGUCAACGCAAAAAGGCGUCUCUAGAUUAUUAACACAAAGGAAAAAGAAAACCGUGCACCAAACAGCAAUGGAUCGACUGCUUUAUGAAAUCGCAGUGAGAACGCAACACAAAGCGAAGAGCAUGGAGUUUGAAGCCAAAAACCUGAGUGAAACAGUGGACAACCUGCGUCACGAGAACAGGGCACUGAAACGACUUCAACGAUCUCAAAACAGGGAAAUUCACGAUAGACAUGACUUUGUAGAUAUGGCAAAUCUGUCCCUGAAGGGAUUUCGUAAAGAUGUGAGAUUCAGCGAGGAGCAUCGUGUUGAUGCUGACGCUAGUGUUAGAAAGAAAACAAAAAAAGUUGUAUGGCUUGAGAACGAAAGCAAAAGAUAUGAGAAUCUCCUACAACUUGACUCAAAACUCCCAAGCAUAAAAGAAUUGGAGCAGAAGAUAGAAAAAGCCGACAGGGAACUGGAACUGAAGGAUGAAAGGCUGAAGGAAUUACAAACGAAAUUCGAACUGGAUGACCAAAGAAUUGUCCAAGAACAAAAGAAGGAAAAGAAACGUUUCAUAAAACUGCAACGCGAGAUAGAUGAAACUGUUAGAGAGUGCCACGAUCUAUCUUCCCGAAUCAAAACGGCAGAGAGGAAAAUUCACAAGACAAAUAUUUACUGCCGUAAACGAGGACCCUCAACUCAGGCCCUCCCGGCCAUCACCUGGUAUCCUCCUGCGAUUGAACAGUCUCCAACAAAUAAAGUAGAAACCUGGCUAAAUAAACAUUCUGACAGUUCCACAUAAAAUAGAUUUG